AUGGAGCUCCGAGCGGGAGCCAGGCUGCUGCGGAUUCUGCUGCUGUGGGCGACGUGCUGCAGACGCGCGCAGGGAGACUGUCCGAGAGGCUACACGUCGGUCAUCGACGUGUCCAACGGGGGGUCCUGGGGCGACUGGACCUGGCCUGAAAUGUGUCCUGAGGGAUUCUUUGCCGGCGGGUUCUCGCUGAAGGUGGAGCCCUCCCGAGGCAUUCCUGGCGACGACACGGCUCUGAACGGGAUCCGGCUGCACUGCACACGCGGGCAAGCAGGACUCAACACGCAUGUGGUGGAGUCCCAGGCUGGAAGGUGGGGUGCGUGGAGUGAGCCGCUGUGGUGUCCCGACAGCAGCUUCCUAGUGGCUUUCUCGCUUCGCGUGGAGGCGCCUGUGACUGUCAGUGACAACACGGCAGCCAACAAUGUGCGCUUCCGCUGCUCGGACAGCGCAGAACUGGAAGGGCCUGGGCUGAGCUGGGGAGACUUUGGAGAUUGGAGCGAUCGAUGCCCCAAAGGCAUGUGCGGCCUGCAGACCAAGAUCCAGGAACCUAAAGGCCUCCGCGAUGACACCGCGCUGAACGACGUGCGCUUUUUCUGCUGCUGCAGUUGACACCGCCGCAUCCCGGAGGCUAGCCCCACCUCCCCGUCCCGGAGGUUAGUCCCACCUCCUGCUAUUAAAGCUUCUCUGUCUUGGC
Molecule: messenger RNA, 691 nt
Organism: Carlito syrichta (Philippine tarsier)
Lineage: Eukaryota; Metazoa; Chordata; Mammalia; Primates; Tarsiidae
Gene: VMO1
Product: vitelline membrane outer layer 1 homolog
Exons: 3
Coding region: 1-606 (201 amino acids)
Source: RefSeq, a predicted model, not a curated record